Pediculus humanus corporis (human body louse) is the source of this 564-nucleotide messenger RNA. RefSeq lists its product as uncharacterized. Gene Ontology annotation, biological process: vacuolar protein processing. Lineage: Eukaryota; Metazoa; Arthropoda; Insecta; Psocodea; Pediculidae. The transcript is spliced from 3 exons. The record is from RefSeq and is a predicted model, not a curated record. Bases 1 to 564 code for a protein of 187 amino acids. Gene Ontology annotation, cellular component: intracellular membrane-bounded organelle.
AUGCUGUUCUGUUGUUAUUCAAGGUUUUUCCUUUUUUUGUUUUUCCAGACGAAAAAGGUUAAGGAAGGCACAAAGGGCCAAAAGCAAAUAGUUACAGAAAAUCAAGAUACUUUAACUUUUUAUAGAAAUAUGGUUUUUGGAGCUAGUGCCAUUUAUUUUCUCGGAAUGAUGAUUUUCUCAUCAUUUAAAACAGUUGAUAUUGUAUUGACUUUAUUCUCUGUAGUUUCUUACACUGGAAGUUAUCAAUUUAUGGUACACAUGUCGAAAGCUAAAUAUUCAGAUUCUGGACAAUUAAUCGACAGUGGUGUUGAUCUUAAUUUGCAAGGUGGUGUCGCAGAGCAUGUCAAGGACUUAAUCAUUUUAACAGCAGGUUGUCAGGUUUUAUCAUUAUAUUCGAAUUAUUUUUGGUUAUUAUGGCUUCUCGCUCCUAUGAGAGGAUUUUGGAUAUUAUGGAAAAAUAUUUUACAACCUUACUUCAUGCAACAACCGCCCAAUAAUCCAGAAGUCGAUGAAAAGAAACAAAAAAAAUUAGAGAGAAAAAUGAGAAGGCAUAUGAUGCAUUAA